AUGAAGCUGCUGCAUUUAUUUUGUAUUGCAGUUUGUGUCGUUUUAUCUGAGGCUAGUGGCCAUUGCAAAAACGAUCAUGUUAUUCUAUCGUUGCGUAAAGAAGUAGCUCUAGUUGUUCUUCCAUUACUGAAGCAAACUACGACGCAAUUGCUACAAUGUGAUAAUCAAGAUUUAAGUUUUUUUUCGAUAGUCGAAAAGUUAUCAGGCUUAUAUGAAAGCUGUACAAAAUUGGACGAAGAUGUCCGUAAGUGCAAAAUUAAUGAUUGCACUAUCACGUUGACUAAAGAACUGCACACGGAAUACCAUGAAAUUGAGGAUCAUCAUAUUAUCGAACAUAAAGAAAUAAAUGAACACGAUGAGUGGUCCAGCAAACAUAAUAAUAUGCACGAGUAUGAUGACACUUUUAAUGACGAUUAUGGCAUAAAAAAUAUUUUUGAUAGCGAAGAAAAUCAAAUGUUUAUGAAGGAAUCUUCCGCACGAAAUCCUGAAAUUAUAAGACGUGAUAACGCCUUAGAACGCAAUGUCCACUCUCAAGUUCUCAUGCACCCCGAAUAUAUUGAAGAAAGUGAAGAAUUGCCAAAAAUUCCAGUCUACACGGGCGAUUUAAAUCUUUGGGAUGAAAAAGAUACCACAAAUAAGAAAAAAUCUAUCAAAGAAAAUACGUACAGUGUACAAAAAUACACAAUAAUUGCAAAUGCCCCUUAUAAACAUACAGUUUAUAAAAAACAAAAGGAAAUUUCGAAACCCCACCUAGACACGUCAUAUGAAGAGCUUGAUAUUGUUGAUAUAUUCAAAAAUAAUGGUCAUAAGAUCAUAAAAUUUCAACAUACAAUUAGUGUGCCUGCACUUGAAGGAAAUAGUGAAAAAGUUCACGAUAGAUUGCAUGAUUAUACAAAAUCAAGGUCAGCGCGACAUUGAAUUAUUUCAUAAAAGAUAAAUGUCUGUACAUAUUGAAAUAAAAUUAUUAAAUGUCAUGAAUCAAACAAAUUGAUAUUGAUUACAAAAAAAAAAACACUGCACAUUUCAAUCAAACAAACCUUAAUAGAAAAAUUAAAAAUUUUUUAGUAUUUUUU
Molecule: messenger RNA, 1073 nt
Organism: Ctenocephalides felis (cat flea)
Lineage: Eukaryota; Metazoa; Arthropoda; Insecta; Siphonaptera; Pulicidae
Exons: 4
Coding region: 1-918 (305 amino acids)
Source: RefSeq, a predicted model, not a curated record